Messenger RNA from Nymphaea colorata (pocket water lily), 1490 nucleotides. Its product is annotated as protein RAE1. Bases 249 to 1286 code for a protein of 345 amino acids. Lineage: Eukaryota; Viridiplantae; Streptophyta; Magnoliopsida; Nymphaeales; Nymphaeaceae. The record is from RefSeq and is a predicted model, not a curated record. The transcript has 12 exons. Gene Ontology annotation, molecular function: RNA binding; ubiquitin binding. Gene Ontology annotation, cellular component: nuclear pore. Gene Ontology annotation, biological process: RNA export from nucleus; transcription-dependent tethering of RNA polymerase II gene DNA at nuclear periphery.
GCUUGAAAUCUACGCUCCUCCCUCUUUCAGAGCCUUGCUGCUUUUCAAAGUCGCAUGCCCCGGCGUUCCCUCGCAUUCGGUCCCCGUCCCUCUCCCUCUCCCUCUCCCUCUCCCUCUCCCUCUCUGUACAUUUUCUCCCUCAAAGGCUCAAACGCUACUGUCUGGCUGCACCCAAAUCCAUUGAGCGGUGACUUGAGAUCGGCUUCCACAGAUUUUCCGAUUGAUACCUAGAGUUGGAGAUAAAGGUGAUGUCUGCUGGUUUAAGUGCGGGUACAAACCCUGGCAAUCCCAACAAGUCAUUUGAGGUAGUACAGCCACCAACAGAUGGUGUUUCCAGCCUUAGCUUCAGCCCUAAAGGCAAUUACCUUGUUGCUACCUCUUGGGAUAACCAGGUAAGAUGCUGGGAGGUAAACACAAGUGGAGGAAGUGUACCAAAAGCAUCAAUCUCGCAUGACCAGCCGGUACUUUGUUCGGCUUGGAAAGACGAUGGGACUACUGUUUUUUCAGCAGGAUGUGAUAAACAAGCUAAGAUGUGGCCUCUCAUGGCUGGAGGGCAGGCAACAACAGUUGCAAUGCAUGAUGCGCCUAUUAAAGAGAUAGCAUGGAUCCCGGAAAUGAAUGUUCUUGUUACUGGAAGCUGGGACAAAACUCUCAGAUACUGGGAUACUAGACAGUCGACUCCAGUGCACACUCAACAGCUUCCAGAUCGCUGCUAUGCUAUUACAGUUCGUCAUCCUCUCAUGGUUGUUGGCACUGCAGAUCGAAAUCUAGUUGUUUUCAAUUUGCAAAAUCCGCAGGCCGAAUUUAAGAGAAUUACAUCACCUCUCAAGUACCAAACUAGAUGUGUGGCUGCAUUCCCUGACAAGCAAGGAUUUUUGGUUGGUUCAAUUGAAGGAAGAGUUGGCGUUCACCAUUUGGAUGAUGGGCAGCAGUCCAAAAACUUCACCUUCAAGUGCCAUAGAGAAGGAAAUGAAAUAUACUCUGUGAACUCUUUAAAUUUUCAUCCUAUACACCAUACAUUUGCAACUGCUGGAUCUGAUGGUGCGUUCAAUUUCUGGGAUAAGGACAGCAAACAAAGGCUGAAGGCUAUGGCAAGGUGCAACCAGCCUAUACCAUGCAGCACUUUCAAUAGUGAUGGAUCCAUAUUUGCAUAUGCGGUUUGUUAUGACUGGAGUAAAGGGGCAGAAAAUUACAAUCCUGCAACAGCGAAGACAUAUAUUCUACUCCAUAUGCCACAGGAAGCUGAAGUUAAAGGAAAGCCACGAACUGGAACAGGGCGUAGAUAGCUUUUCAAUCCAUGAAAAAUUGUUCUGCAGUCUUGCAAUAGGAAUGCUGUGUUUUCCAUUCUAAAUGUUCCUCUGUUUAGAUAUUGGUUAUAACCUGCCACCUCGCUUAGGCAAUUAUUUUGUGCCGAGUAAUUUCUGUAACGAAUUGAUGUCUUGUUAGUUCUUUUUUGUCUUUGUUCAUGAUAUGGAAUCGCCUAUUUUUAA